AUGCCAGACCCUGUGGAACCGUUGCUCAAGCUGGAGGGGCGGGUCUCAAAGGCCAACAUCAACAAGCAGGUGCGAGACGGCGACUGGUGGUACUCGGUGCAUCUCAACAUCCGUGACGCGAUGAACACGUGGCACCUGAAACUUUGGGUGUCCCAUUUGCAGAUCAAGAUCAUCACCGCCUUGAGGGGGAAGACGGUCCGCUUCCUCGCCUACUAUUGCCCCCAUUUCUGGGAGAACGGCUUGCCGCCCAUGGUGGCGACGCUGGACGGCCCGGGCUACUCGACCAUCCGCUUCGGCUGUCUCGACACCGUCCAGAAUGCCGUCCACAAUGGCGGUGAGGCGGCCGACGAGAGCCUCGAUUUCACCUUCACGCUAAAAUUCAAGGACGACCUGGCGCCGGGCGAGGUGGAGAAUACGGUGAAGCGGUUUUACCUCCUGGAGAACGUGCUGACGGGACGACAGAUGGUGCUGUCAAUGUAUUGGCAUGCUACCUGCAUUGACCAGGAACCGGUGAUCAAGGAAGGAAAGAUCUACAAGGCGUUCUACGUCGGCCACUACGGCAACAAUACGGUCCGAAUGAUCUACUCGAACCACAGCGAGAUCUACGAGUGGGGCAACAUCCCGGAAGAG
This is a messenger RNA of Mesorhabditis spiculigera, 630 nucleotides long. NCBI's taxonomy places the organism in Eukaryota, Metazoa, Nematoda, Chromadorea, Rhabditida, Rhabditidae. The record is from the annotation of a GenBank genome assembly.